AUGUGCAUGCCAGAUGAUGAGAAUGUUGUCGGUUGGCUUGUGGCGUUGCAGGCUUCAAAAGGCCUAAGUCAUCAACAAAUAAUGUGGAAAGAUGAAAGUAGCAACUACAGAAAUUACAAUGAUGAAAUCAUCGAACUUGCUGACGAAGAAGAAGACCUACAAAACAGCAUAAUCGGUGACACUAUGCAUUAUGCAAUGGAAUAUUACCUGAAGUACAUGGAGAAGAUCCCAUGCCGAACUUCUAUUCUCACCGGUCGUGCUUGGAUUCAAGAAUUAUUUGAUGGCCACGUAGCCAGGGGUGAACAAAAUUUGCAUAUGCCGCCGUAUGUGUUUCAAGCGUUGUGUGACACAUUGCGAAGCGACUUCGGUUUAUGGGUACCUACAAGACCCCAUGGAUUACACAUUGAAGAAAGUGUUGCGAUGUUCAUCCAUACGUUGGACGGCUGCACUAACCGAAAACUUCAGGAACAAUUCCAACACUCAGGAGAAACUGUCGCGAUAUUUCCAUACAAUGUUGGAAGCGAUGGAGUUGUUCACAGAAGUGCAUUAGCGUUGGACGGUACUCAUGUAAAAGCCGUGUUGCCUGUCCGUGAUGCCGGCGCAUAUUACGGUCGUAAAGGAUAUCCAACCCAAAACAUACUAGCAGUAUGCGACUUCGACAUGAAGGGGUAUUUGGCACCAUACAAAGGGUCUCGGUAUCACCAAGUACAGUUCCGGGAUCGUGGACGACCCGAUAACCCAAGAGAAUUGUUUAACGAGGCGUACGCAUCAUUGAGGAGCAUGGUGGAAAGAACAUUUGGAGUGUGGAAAUCGCGUUGGAAAUUCCUGAACGACAUGCUUGACUAUGAUUUUGCAACGGUGCAAGUGCCAUUGGUUGGUGCGUCAAUGGCCUUACACAAUUUCAUCCGUAAGCACGAGAUAGUUGCUAAUGCACACAACGAAUAUGUCAGAUGUUCCUCUGUUCCAGAUGACAUGCCCGCCGUGGAAGGAAGACAAAAUAUGGAUGAUGGCCACAUGGUUGGGAAUACGGAUGUACAUAUGGCAAGAGUUCGCGUACGCAUCCGUGACCAUUUGUUUCACAUACGGAAUCAAGGACUAUUGUGA
Messenger RNA from Camellia sinensis, 1104 nucleotides. The record is from RefSeq and is a predicted model, not a curated record. Lineage: Eukaryota; Viridiplantae; Streptophyta; Magnoliopsida; Ericales; Theaceae.